Molecule: messenger RNA, 657 nt
Organism: Pyrus x bretschneideri (Chinese white pear)
Lineage: Eukaryota; Viridiplantae; Streptophyta; Magnoliopsida; Rosales; Rosaceae
Exons: 1
Coding region: 1-657 (218 amino acids)
Molecular function (GO): nucleic acid binding; RNA-DNA hybrid ribonuclease activity
Source: RefSeq, a predicted model, not a curated record
AUGAAUGAAAGGUUCAAAGAUGAGGAGAGAAGUGAGGAGAUAUUUCAAGAAGUGGUUUUUGUCCUAUGGAGAAUUUGCAGAAGUAGAAAUGCUGCUGUCUUCAAAGGAGAUUUGAAAAACCCAAUGGAGGCCAUGGUGAUUUUAAGACAACACCUUCAGGAAUAUAGGAAUGCUCAACCUACCAAAAAGGUGCUGACACCAAUUGGUCAGGCCGUUUUAGAGGAUGAAUUUGCUGGGGCAAGGGUGCGAUGGAGGAGGCCUUUAUUUGGUACGUUGAAGGUGAUUUGCGACGGGGCUUGGAGUGCGAAGACAAUGCGGGGAGGUUAUGGAUGGGUUAUGAGGGACUUUGCAGGUAUACUGAAGAUGGCGGGAGGGGCGGGAGGCUGCUUUUUCAAUAAUGCUGCGGUGGUGGAGGCAGCUGCAGUUCGUGCUGCGCUGAUUUUCUACUGGGAACAAGGAUGCUCGAAGGUUGAGAUAGAGUCUGAUGCUCAAUCUUUAGUUAAGAUGAUCAAUGGAGAGGUUUCUACGGAUGCUACUUUCGACUGUAAUUUAUUCUUAACCCCUCAACUAGAGGAGGUAAAGUUUCUGUUUGUCCCGCGGAGUGGCAAUAUGGUUGCUCGUGCGGUUGCUUCACAUACGCCCGGCGCAUGUUUUUAG